Malaclemys terrapin pileata is the source of this 4355-nucleotide messenger RNA. It is a transcript of the gene PRPS1, whose product is annotated as phosphoribosyl pyrophosphate synthetase 1. The coding region runs from base 158 to 1114 and encodes 318 amino acids. The transcript is spliced from 8 exons. Lineage: Eukaryota; Metazoa; Chordata; Testudines; Emydidae. Gene Ontology annotation, molecular function: ribose phosphate diphosphokinase activity; ATP binding; magnesium ion binding. Gene Ontology annotation, cellular component: ribose phosphate diphosphokinase complex; cytoplasm. The record is from RefSeq and is a predicted model, not a curated record. Gene Ontology annotation, biological process: ribonucleoside monophosphate biosynthetic process; purine nucleotide biosynthetic process; 5-phosphoribose 1-diphosphate biosynthetic process.
ACGCGCCCCCGCCCCUCAGCCACUCCAUUAGCAACCGGCAGUGUCGCUUCGGCUGUUGUUUAGCGCGAGAAAGCACCCCCGUGGGGAGCGGCGACUGGAGCCCGGAUCCCAACCCGGCCCCGCUGUGAGGCGGAGGGAGGAGGAGGAAGCCGCCGUGAUGCCCAAUAUCAAGAUCUUCAGCGGGAGCUCGCACCAAGACCUGUCCCAGAAAAUCGCCGACCGCCUGGGCCUGGAGCUCGGAAAGGUGGUGACCAAGAAGUUCAGUAACCAGGAGACAUGUGUGGAAAUAGGUGAGAGCGUGCGUGGAGAGGAUGUCUACAUUGUGCAGAGUGGCUGUGGUGAAAUCAAUGACAACCUGAUGGAACUUCUCAUCAUGAUAAAUGCCUGCAAGAUCGCAUCAGCUAGCCGUGUCACUGCAGUCAUACCAUGCUUUCCUUAUGCUCGUCAGGACAAAAAAGACAAGAGUCGCGCCCCAAUUUCUGCCAAGUUGGUUGCAAACAUGCUGUCUGUGGCGGGUGCAGAUCACAUCAUCACCAUGGACCUACAUGCUUCUCAGAUUCAGGGUUUUUUUGAUAUCCCUGUGGAUAACUUGUAUGCAGAGCCUGCUGUACUGAAGUGGAUCAAGGAGAACAUUGCAGAGUGGAAGAACUGUACUAUUGUUUCACCAGAUGCUGGUGGAGCAAAGAGAGUGACGUCCAUUGCAGAUCGGCUGAAUGUGGACUUUGCCCUCAUUCACAAGGAGCGAAAGAAGGCUAAUGAGGUGGAUCGCAUGGUGCUGGUGGGUGAUGUGAAGGACAGAGUGGCCAUUCUGGUAGAUGACAUGGCAGACACCUGUGGCACCAUCUGCCAUGCAGCGGACAAGCUUGUAUCAGCUGGAGCCACCAAAGUUUAUGCCAUCCUAACUCAUGGGAUUUUUUCCGGGCCAGCCAUUUCCCGGAUAAACAAUGCCUGCUUCGAGGCAGUUGUAGUCACAAACACAAUACCGCAGGAGGACAAGAUGAAGCACUGCUCCAAAAUCCAGGUUAUUGACAUCUCAAUGAUCCUUGCAGAGGCCAUCAGGAGGACUCAUAAUGGGGAAUCUGUCUCCUACCUAUUCAGCCAUGUCCCCUUAUAACGGAUGCUGGAUGCUGCUUGUGUGGCUUUUUUUAAAACCAAAAGUUGUUCAGCUAAUUAUAAAGUUCAUUAGAAGACUCUGCUUGUUCCAGUGCAGCUCUCCACAGCUCCUCCUCUGCACACAUCAGGCUCAGUUCUGGGAGGGGGUGGGGUGGAGAGCACACAUCUGUAAUGCUCAGGCUCCUGCCAGUAGCAUCCCACUGUGAUUUCCUCAAUAGUUUAAGCUUCCAGUAGUAUUGAGUCAGCACUGCAGAUCCCUGGAGAGCAGAAUUGACAUGGCCAAUUGCCACAACCUUUUUUUGGAGGGGAAGUUUUGCCUAUGGGGAGGUUAGACUACUUUGCAUGCACGCCUGGAUUUUUUUGUAUGGGAAGUAGAACUCCUAAGGACAUGCUGGCCUGAAACUACAGCAAGAGUCCAAGGGAUUGCUGACCCACAUCACUUAUUUUGUACCUGACAGAAGCCCUUAACAAGGUGGUAUAAGGAAGUCUUGUAUGUUGACCAAGUUUCUGACAAGAAGUGAGGCGCUACAGGGUGGGACAGCAGUUUCCUCUUCCGGAAGGAGAUCAAGGAUCUGUCACCUGCUGCCUGGAGUGUACUGUGUUAAACUCCUGAAUUCAGAUUGUUCUACUGAAGAAACUUGUUGCCCUCUAGUUUUCCCCUCCUUUGCCAGUCCAUUAGUGAGUCUAGCCUCCCUGACCUGUAUGUUCCUUGGACAUGUAUCUGCGGGGUAGAUCAAAUGGGCUGAUAUGUUACUUCCUAUUAGAAGUUUUAUUUCUGUGCAUUUUAGCCCCUUCUCUCAUGAAGUUUCUGAUGUAUUUUGUUCUGGUUGCAGUAUUUGCACCCCACCUUUACUCUUUGCCAUGGCAAUACCAGAAUCGGCCAUCUCUACAAAAUCCUCUUCCCUCCUCAAGGAAUCUUGGGAAUGUUAAUGGAGGAAGAGGUAGGCUGCAGGACUUUGGAGGCCUUAGGAAGUGCUAAGGAUGGCUGAGUCAGCCAGCUGUUCUUCAUGUAAGGUGCUCAGUGAUAGUAGGUCAGGCGAGACUUGUUCCCUCUGCAGCUUUUAUUGACGUUUUCUCAAUGUCACACUUAACUCCAGGCAGUUUCUUUCCUAAAGUAGGAAGAGAAGAAACAAUCAAGCCUAGAGCUGUCUCCAAUGCUCCUGCCUGUAGAAUAGGCAUCAUCCAAAACUUGAAUGCAUGGUAGUUGCACCAUCCCACAAUAAGCGGUUAAACCAGUCUUUCCUGGACUCUUACGAGGUAGCAAACCAAGCUGGUUCUUGUAUGCAUUUUGCUUUUAUAAACAGUCUUGUCUAACUUUGGAGAUAGGGAAGGGAGUUAUUUGGAGUCACUUGUAUCUACAGCCAGUAUCAGGUGGGAGAUAAGUGUAGCUGGAAAAAGCUGGCUGUCUAGAUUUGGAGUGGUUCUUUUAGUUGUUAGGUAUUGUGCCUUUUUUUUAAGUAAGAUUUCCCCCUCUCCCUCCCUAGAAUUUUUGUCUUGCAGUAACUUAAAACCCUACACUGUAAGGGGGGGGGUGGUGUAUGAGAAGUUGGUGUUUGUCUAGAAAGUGUGUAUGUUUGCUUCUUUGCUUUGCUUCCUGCAUUGAGCUCAACUGAGGGGUCCAUCCAGGACUUCUGCCUCCUACUUCAAAGCUCCUGCUGGUUCACUGCCAAUACAUUGUGAUCAAAAGCCAAGAGCAAGGACAUCAAAGCAGUGUGAGGAUUUUCAGCAGCAUUUGUGUUUAAACUAAAACCUCAAUGAAGGAAUUAAACUUUUGUUUAAAAAAAAAUGACAGACUUUUUUUUGUAAUUUGUAAAUGCUUUUAAAACACGUAUGGCGCUAUUGAGCCUCUGUAUGUUCUGUUAUUGAGAGCUUGAGCAUCCAUAGGUUGGUGAAGGACAGAAGAACUUUCAGUUCCUUUGUAGUAGCAAUAUACCACUUGUGUGGAAGAAAUAUUAGAGCCCAGGUACCUUUGCUAGAGGAUGCAUUAGUUUCAUAUCAGAUACAUCUGAUCUUAGCCAAUUCAGUAAACAUGGUAGCUCAGCUAGUUAAGUUCUCGGUGCUAAAUGCAGUUUCUGUUCUACUUAUACAGUUCCCAUCAUCGUAUCUUGAGCACCUGUUCUGUCUUAAAUACCACUCAGAUAUGUAAUGACAUUAAUGGGAUUAAAAUAACCGUGAAUUUGAAAUUGUUCACUAGCCCCUUUUAAGAUUUUGUUUCACAGGUUUCUUUGGAAAGAGAUGAGGGUACAGGUAAGUUGCAUGACUGUCAAGUAGUGACAUUAAGAACCUUUCUUUAGUGCACAAGACACUGAUUCACAUGAAAAAUAUUAUGGGGGGAGUUGGGAGAAUCCAAAAGCUACUUGAAAUGUACUGCCUGCCCCUCCAUUGCUAGCAGGCACACCAAUUCUGCUUUGGACAAGUCUCAUUGUGCAUAGGUAGAACUUAGUGAUUUAGCAGCACUGUAAAGCACCACUUGAAAGAGAGGUAUUGGUUAAAAAUAGGGCUGUCAAGCGAUUACAAACACAGUAGCUCCUCACUUAAAGUUGUCCCGGUUAAUGUUUCGUUGUUACGUUGCUGAUCAAUUGGGGAACAUGCUCAUUUAAAGUUGCGCAAUGCUCCCUUCUAAUGUCGUUUGGCAGCCACCUGCUUUGUCCACUGCUUGCAGGAAGAGCAGCCUGUUGCAGCUAGCUGGUGGGGGGCUUGGAACCAGGGUGGACCAGCAGCCCCCCUAUCGGCUCCCUGCUACUCUAAGUUCCCUGUACAGCAGCUGCCCAGCAGGCUAUCAAUUGCUGGCAGUUCAGCUGUCUCUCCCCCCACUGCCAUGUGCUGCUCCUGCCGUCUGCCUUGGAGCUGCUCCCUGAGACUCCUGCUUGCUGUACGGGGGGAGGAGAGGAAAGGAAGAGGGUGCCUGUUAGGGUGUCCCCCUGCUCCUGCACCCCGCUUACCCCAUCCUCCAUAGAGCAUGGGGGACGCACAACAGGGCUCAGGAUGGAGGGAGCUUGCUGGCAGCAGCUGUGGUCUCAGCAAGCUGAUCUAAUUAACAAGGCAGUAUACUUAAGAGUGGGGUCAGCAUACUUAAAGGGGAAAUGCGCAUCUCUCUCUCUUACAUUUGGUGUGUGUCUCUGUCUCUGUCUCCAAUGCUCUCUCCCCUCCCUCCAUUCCUGUUGCCUUGUAGAGUGUGGAGUUAACCCUUGAGGGCUCAGCCAAUUGCUAGUUCAUCAUUUAGCAGUAAGGCAUCCCCUGGG